Molecule: messenger RNA, 405 nt
Organism: Vavraia culicis subsp. floridensis
Lineage: Eukaryota; Fungi; Microsporidia; Pleistophoridae
Exons: 1
Coding region: 1-405 (134 amino acids)
Source: RefSeq, a predicted model, not a curated record
AUGUACAAAAGGCUAGCCUGUGGAACAAAGGCUAAAUCCACGAAAAAUAAAUGCGUACAAGUAGAAGAAAAACAUUAUAUACCAGCGUACAAGGAUGUAUUUGUUGAUGUUGAUGUCAGCGAUAUAGAACGAGAGUACCAUUCAUGGCUGCCCGCGUACCUAAAAAUAAACGACGAGCACAGUUCUAUGAAGUAUGUUCGCAGCAGAAGGGCAGAGACUGAGAAAACAGAGUCAAGGACCGUAUCUGAGAAUCGCUGUGAUACUUACGGUGAAGAAGAACACACAAAAAAAGGGAUGAGCACUCUGAUGAAGGUGAAAAUAGUUGUAGGAACCGUGUUAGUUUCUCUUAUUGUUCUAUCUAUCGUGUGCAUGGGAUGCUUCGUUUAUUUUUACCGGUUUAAGUAA